Helianthus annuus (common sunflower) is the source of this 3917-nucleotide messenger RNA. Its product is annotated as chromodomain-helicase-DNA-binding protein 3. The record is from RefSeq and is a predicted model, not a curated record. Gene Ontology annotation, biological process: negative regulation of transcription by RNA polymerase II; chromatin remodeling. Gene Ontology annotation, cellular component: nucleus; chromatin. The transcript is spliced from 16 exons. Gene Ontology annotation, molecular function: DNA binding; ATP binding; ATP hydrolysis activity. NCBI's taxonomy places the organism in Eukaryota, Viridiplantae, Streptophyta, Magnoliopsida, Asterales, Asteraceae. The coding region runs from base 291 to 3524 and encodes 1077 amino acids.
UACUAGAUGUGUGUGAGUGUGUGUCCUUUAGUUGUUAACCCGAGCUUAUUUUUGGUAUUGUUCCAAGUUGAUCUGCCAACAUGGACCAGAAGCCACGUAUGGUUCCUUCCCCCAAUACCACUUUACUGUUUUGUUUUAUGUCAUACUUACUGGGUUUGAAGCAGGAUGAUUUGGAACAUCUAGGGUUUCAACUUUGAAGACUUCAAAUUGUAUGGGUUUGCAGGUUGACAUUUGCAAGAACAGACCUGUUUACAACUUAAGUCAGUCAGUCAUUACACCUUACACCACAAAUGUCCGCUUCAAAAAUACCGCCACUUCAGCCUGGUUCGUCACGGAAAAAGAAAAGGAAAUAUACCAAUUGGGAUACACAAGUAAAUAUGGGUGUACCAUCGUUGAAACGAGCAAGUCCCCGUGCCGCGAUGCUUGCCGUGUCGAUGCUUGCUGCAAACGCUUCCAAAAAAAACGACGCAGUCUCUUCCAACGCUACUCCACAUGUACCUUUACCUGCCUGCACGUCAAGCAAACAAUCACAAACGCCUAUCAAGUCAUCGUCUUAUUUACAAUCUGGCGAUUGCAAUAUUGUAUGUGAAUACUGUGGCUCGUAUUUCUGGCAUGGUGAACGCGUGAUAAGCUUUGCCACCGAGCGCCCGAUUAAAUACAUACGGUGUUGUAAAGGAGCCGCUAGUGACACACUUGCUGAACAAUCUUGUUCAGGUUCUACGCUUACAAAACAGAGAUUAUGUUCUGGACAAGAAAGUGGAGAGAGUGUUCAACAGUCUCGUACAAAGGACAAGAUCGAAUCUGGCAGAAGUGAGUCAGCUGAUGUUCAGUUUGAGGUCUCAACCGAAAUACAUAAUAAUAUUCUUCCUUAUGUUAACAAGCUUCGUGAUCAUCGGAACAGAGGUCAAAAUGCUGUUUUCUUUGACGGGCAGGACCGGCUAGUGAAGGUGGUCUCUUUUGUAUCAUCAUUGUUGGAUAACAUGAAGAAGCCUAUUCUAAUAAUAGCUUCUUCCAGUGCACUUUUCUUGUGGGAAAUCGAGUUUUCAAAGUGGUCAAAGUCGGUCAACGUUGUAACAUACAAAGGGACCAAAGAUAUCCGGGCUGCCAUUAGAGAUUCAGAGUUUCAAGUCCUUUUAUCUUCUCCAGAUGCCGUUGUGGAGGACAUGGAAACGCUUGUUCAUAUUAAGUGGGAACUGUUAGUGAUAGACGAGUGCCAACGCCUCAUGAUUCCAAUGCAUUUAAAGAAAAUUCAGAUGCUUAUGGCUGAUAUGAAACUGUUAACAGUUUCAGGUGAACCAGUGGAUAUUUUGCAGAGUUACCGAAAUAUUCUUUCACUGGUUGAUUGCAUAAAUGAAAAUAUAAAUACUGAUGCUGACGUGGCAAUGAACGAUGAUAUUAGCAUAUUGAACGAAAGGCUAUCGCCAUUUAUAGCAUUUCAGUGCAAUCUAAAGAGAACACAGAAAGAAACUAGUGUAGUUAAAGUUCUUGGAGAGAAUGUUCAACAGUCUAGUACAAAAGACAAGAUCGAAUCCAGUAGCAACGAGUGCAAGUUCGGCACCACUGAUCUUGAAGAGUAUUGGGUCCCGAUUCAUCUUUCAUCAAUGCAAAUUAAACAAUAUUGUUCAAUUUUAGCUUCGAAUUCAAGCACACUCGCUUCAUUAUCAAGAACAUCUUCACUCAAUGAUGUCAUCACACAGAUCCAAAAGUGCUGCGAUCACCCGUAUCUAGUGGACCCCACUUUACGUAAUUCAUCGAAAGAAGCUUCUUUGAUCCAUGUCAGUGGCAAACUGCAUGUUUUCGACAAGAUCCUGUUGGAGAUUAAACGAUGCGGUUUGAGAGCACUUGUACUAUUUCACUCGACGGUUAAUUCAGAGAAGAUGUCAACCGGGCGUUAUUUGGAUGAUCUUGUUCGUCAAAGAUUCGGCGAGAAUUCGUAUGUGUAUAUCCCCUGGUGGACGCUUUCUCGUUCUGGAUAUGUAAAGAAAGAAGAAGCGUUAGAAAUGUUCAACAAAGCCGAGAGCGAUAGGUUCGUUUGCUUAUGUGAUCACCUUGCUUGUCUGUCAAAUCUUCGGCUUUCCCGUGUGGAUGUCGUUAUAUUAUUCAACAGUGACCGGAACCCGUCAAAUGAUAUAAAAUCGCUUAAGAGGAUCACCAUCGAUUCACAUCGUGAGCGUUUAAUUGUUUUCCGGUUAUAUUCAGCAUUCACCGUUGAAGAGAAAUCACUUAUUCUUUCAAAGCAAGGUACAACAGUUGACAGUUUUAUUAGCUCGAGUGUUUGCCACCAGUUGUUAGCAUGGGGCGCAACCUACUUAUUCCGUAAGCUCCGAAGCGGUACCAACUCCGGACCUCAGUCGUUUAUAAAUGAUUUGGUUUGUGAGUUGUCAUCCCUGUUGACGAACACGAGUGUCAAAACAGGUCCCGUGAACCGCUCAAUCAUUGCAAAUGCGCGUAUGCAAACCGGAGGUUAUUCUGGAAGUAUCUUGUUAUUCGGUGAAACUGAAACGCACUUAAAAGAAAGUUCUUCGAUUGAUGAGUACUUGAUUGAUAACAGACAUUCUGUUUUCUGGAGUAAUUUGGUCAACAAAAGUCAACCUGUACCCGAACGCUCUUGUAGCAGCAGCUCUUCCACACUUGCUGAUGAAUCUUGUUCGGGUUCUACUGAAUUAGAGGUCUCAACCGAAUUACAUAAUCAUGUUCUUCCUUAUGUUAUUAAGCUACUUGAUCAUCGGAAUAGAAGUCAAAAUGCUGUUUUCUUUGACGGCCAGGAUCGGCUAGUGAAGGUGGUGUCUUUUGUAUCAUCGUUGCUGGAUAACGUGAAAAAGCCUAUUCUAAUAAUAGCUUCUUCCAGUGCUCGUUUGUUGUGGGAAAUCGAGUUUUUAAAGUGGUCAAAGUUGAUCAAGGUUGUAACAUACAAAGGGACGAAAGAUAUACGGGCUGCCAUUAGAGGUUCGGAAUUUCAAGUCCUUUUAUCUUCUCCAGACGCCAUUGUAGAGGACAUGGAAACGCUUGAACAUAUCAAGUGGGAAUUGUUAGUGAUAGACGAGUGCCAAUGCCCCGCAAUUUCAACGCAUUUAAAGAAAAUAAAGAUGCUUAUGGCUGAUAUGAAACUGUUAACAGUUUCUGGUGAACCAGUGGAUAUUUUGCAGAGCUACCGUAAUAUUCUUUCACUGGUUGAUUGCAAAAAUGAAACGAUACAUACUGAUGCUGACAUGGAAAUGAGCAACGAUAUUGGCAUAUUGAAAGAAAGACUGUCGCCGUUUAUAGCAUUUGAGUGCAACCUGAAGAGAACACAGACAGAAACUAGUUCGGUUAAAGUUCUUCAAAUCCCUGCAUCUGCACUGUUUGGAUCCAAGAACCCGUAUUUGACCAGUGGUCAUAGUUUAGCCGGGUCAGGACUACGCCCAGCCCCUCAUCUAAGGUCAAGCACGUCGAUGUUUGCACCAUUCCGCAACCAGCCCGCCAGUUGCGAACCAUCUCUCGAGCCAUUGCCCAAUCUGUCAGCUACGCAAACAGUUGACAAAUAGUCAAAUACUCCCCUGUAUAGAAACAGAAUCAAAUAGUUGACUUUAUCAAGUAUAUAGCGAUCUGACCGAUGCAUGGCACCUUUUGAUCUUGUAAGUGUGUCUAUGCACUUAUUAUAGAGGUUUGAUAUGAACAUAAUUAUAGUGUUCAUAUCUAGCAGUUAGGCUCACCCAAUGUACAUGUUUUAAAUAUGCUUGCUUAUAGAUGCAUGCCGUAGGUGUUUAGAUAUAGUCAACUAAGUCAACGGUUGUCGGGUGAGUUAGUUUGACUUUAAGUAUGAAGAUCGGUGUCACUUUGACACCGAUAAAGUUCUUCUAUGUGUUACGAAAGUGUUUUGUAUUCGAGUGACUGUAUAUUCUCAAACGCUGACAGUUAUAAAUGUUCGUUACGAUGAA